AAUAAAAAAAUAAUUUUGUUUUUCUUUUCAAGAAUCUCAACAAAUAGGUGAACAAUUUGCACCACCAGCUUUAUUAACAACAAUGCCUCCUGCUGAUAUAUUAACACGUCCAACAGCAAUCAUUGCUCAAGCUGAUCCAACUCGAUCAAUAUCAACAUAUUUAUUAUCAAAUUCAUCAACAAAAAAAGUAAAUAAUAAGAUUAUUGAUGAUUUUCAAACUAAUUCCAUAUUAAAAUCAAAUCAACAAUCAACAACAUCAUUUUUAAAGCAAACAUCAUCAUCUGCAUUUCAACCAAUUAAUUCUAUACAAAAUUUAUCAUCGAAUAUAAUUAGUCGACAAAAAAAAAUUAAAUCUCAACCUAUUCUAAUCGAUAUACCAAAACAUAAAACAUUAGAACGUGGACAAAAAUUAACGAAAGUUCAUAUAUCUCAUCCACAAAGUCCAUCAAUUGUUAAUCUUAUGUUACAUGAAGAUUUUAAUAGAGCUUGUUGUCUCCUUCAUACAAUGUCAAUACAUCCAGAACUUCAAACAGAUUAUAUACCUAGUCAUCCUUUUAAACCAGCAAUAAAUAAAAUAUGUGCAUGUUUUCAUGAAGGUCGUUGGUUUCGUUGUCGUAUUUUACAAAUUUCAGAAGAUUUAUCAACAGCAACUGUCAUCUAUUUGGAUUGGGGCAUGGUAAUUCCCGUGCAAAUCAAACCAACACAUAUUCGUCGUUUACCAAAUGAAUUUUAUAUGGAAUCGAUUUGUUCUAUAAUGUGUCAUCUUGAUGGUGUAUCAAAUUCAAAUGAUUUAAUACCAUCUAGUAUUAUAGCUCAAUGUAUUAAUCUACUCAGUGAAAAUGAAUAUGAUGUUAUUGUUAAUGAUUAUCAUAGUGUAACUGGUGGUAAAAUUAUUCUUUCAUAUAAUGGACAAAUUAUUAAUGAUCAAAUACAAAAACUAAUUAUACCUUAUGUUUAA
Rotaria sordida is the source of this 958-nucleotide messenger RNA. The record is from the annotation of a GenBank genome assembly. NCBI's taxonomy places the organism in Eukaryota, Metazoa, Rotifera, Eurotatoria, Philodinida, Philodinidae.